AUACCUCCACCUCAAACAGAGCAACAUGAAAUUUAGAGAGACUUUAACAUACUACUUCAUCUAAAUGCUCCACUUACUGUGGCCGCGUGAUUUGUUGGUACAAAAAGUAAAAACAACAAAAGAGGUCAGAAUCGUCAGACCAAGGAAUCAAAACCACUUUCUCUGCUUCAAAAGUCUCCCUCAUAAUCAAACCAAUUCUCUUUCAUCCAUUCAUUUUAAGUCUCUCAGCAAGCAACAAGUUGAACUUGUCCAACACGCCCAUCCUAAUUCAGAUGGAAAAUUCGUUGGGUCUUCUCAGAAUUCACGUCCACAGAGGCGUAAACCUUGCUGUCAGAGAUUCAACAAGCAGCGAUCCUUACCUUGUGGUCCGAAUGGGCAAACAGGAAUUGAAGACUCCUGUAGUGAAAAAAGAUGUCAAUCCUGAGUGGAAUGAAGAUUUGACUCUCUCUGUUGCAGAUCCUAAUAUUCCAAUUACGCUUUCGAUUUAUGACAAGGACACAUUCACCUUUGAUGACAAAAUGGGAGAUGCAGAGUUGGACAUCAGACCAUUCCUUGAAGCACUAAAGAUGCAGUUGGGAAAUGUCGCUAAUGGAACCAUCGUCACAAGAGUAACACCGAGCCGGGAGAAUUGCUUGGCAGAAGAGAGCUGCAUUGUCUGGACGGACGGCAAGGUUGUCCAGAAUAUGUUCGUUAGACUGCAAAAUGUCGAAAGUGGCGAGAUUGAACUCCAGUUGCAGUGGAUAGAUGUUCCUGGUUCCAGUUGUUUGUAGAUCUAAUAUCAACUGGUCUUUGUUUAUUGGUAAGCAUGGUAUGGUAUGUAGAUCUAAUAUCAACUGGUCUUUGUUUAUUGGUAAGCAUGGUAUGGUAUGCAGACAGGUUUGGUGUGUU
Molecule: messenger RNA, 888 nt
Organism: Cornus florida
Lineage: Eukaryota; Viridiplantae; Streptophyta; Magnoliopsida; Cornales; Cornaceae
Product: protein C2-DOMAIN ABA-RELATED 4-like
Exons: 3
Coding region: 273-770 (165 amino acids)
Source: RefSeq, a predicted model, not a curated record